UUCGGUGACCUCACUUCCUUAGUAACCGGAAUGUUGCUUAGCAACGCAGCGACUUUUGGCAUCUCCCUUCUUUCAAAAACGAACCGAACGAAGGGGAGGCCGGUUCGGAGUCGUGUAACAAACCGGAAAAGAAGUUUCCGGAUCGCUCAGCGUGGAACAGAGAUUAAAACAGCUGAGCCAGUCAGUGGUUUCCAGUCCCCGCGCCACGUGCCCGACUGCUGCACCUGCGACACCCCGGGCAGGUGCAGCGAGAUCCCAUCCGGCUCCUGCCUACCAGUAGAAGGGCACUCCUAGUCAUGAGUUCCAUAAAGGAGCAGGCAGCCAUCAGCAGAUUAAUAAGCUUCCUGCAAGAGUGGGACAGUGCCAACAAAUUUACCCGACGUCGUAUUUUAGACAAUUUCAUCCUGACAAGCCAUGACAAGACUGGACCAGAACUGGAGGUAGAAUUCUCUCAAGGAGCCAGUUUGUUCCUGGCCCGCAUAACUGCCUGGCUGAGGCUGACUUACAUGUAUGGAACCUGUUUAGUGCAACAGUUGAAGUCCAUUGGCAUCUUCCUAUCAGCUGCAAGUGGCCAGCGAUACCUCAUCGAAUUCUUAGAGGUUGGUGGCAUCCUUACACUGCUGGAAAUACUUGGGCUCAAGCAACUGAAGGAGGAGGCCAAAAGGGAAUCCAUAAUGCUUCUUCAGAUAGUAGCAAGUUCUGGCCGGAGCUUCAAAGAGCUUAUUUGUGAAAGCUAUGGUGUGCGGUCAAUUGCAGAGUUUAUGGCCACUUCUAAAUCAGAAGAAACUCAAGAACAAGUGCAGAUUCUUCUGGAUAACUUAGGCCAUGGCAACCCGAAGUAUCAGAAUCAGGUGUACAAAGGCCUAAUUGCUCUUCUAAAGUGCACUUCUCCCAAAGCCCAGCAACUGUCUUUACAAACACUCAGGAUAAUACAGACAAUUGUGGUAAAAGCCCAUCCAAGCAUUGUGGAAUCUGUGCUGGGUGUGCUUCGAUCUGUUCAUCUGGAGGUACAAUAUGAAGCAAUUCAGCUGAUCAGAGACCUUAUGGCCUAUGAUCUUCAACCAGAACUGCUGAAAGGACUGGUUUCAUUGUUAAAGCCAUCAAGGCCGGAAACUGCCAAGAUACAGGCAAGAAUCCUAGAAGAAUCAGGAGCGUUGCAUCUCAUCGAGUCCUUGCCAGUGUAUAUUCAGCAAGCUGCUGCAGCCAAAACCAUUGGCAUUUUAGCCCAAGACUCCAUCAGAGUGGCUGAAGAUCUGAUCUACUUGAAUGUGGUACAUGGCCUCAUGUUCGCCAUGGGCAACAAGGAUCACACCAACUGCCAGAGACAAGCCAGCAUCACACUAGAGUAUUUUGUCAAGACGUUCCUACUGGUGGAAAGCAAAGUCCAUCAGGCCAUGGGAGAUAAAUUGUUUCAGCUGUUCAUGAAAGAUGCAGCAAACUUGUACCUGAACCUGAAUGCUGUGCAGGCAGAUAUCCUGGUCACCAAUAUUGUUAACAUGCCAGCAGAACUAAUUUCUAUUGCAAACAUGAAGUUCCCGCAAGAGGAACAAUCUGAAACUGAAACGGAAUUGCAGACUGAAGAUAGAAAUGAGUCUCCUUAACUUCCUCAAAUAUUGAGCUCUCUUGUCUAUGUUAUUCUUCCAGUUUUUCAUAUGACCCUUCUAGUGUAUGCCCAUUUGUCAGGCCCUUCUUCCCACUCAGGGAAUAGAUCAAGGUGUACAACUGCAAUGCAGACUAUACUUGACGAACUUCUUUCAUGUUGAAUAACUCAAAUACUCAGAAGAGUUCUUGUUUUGGUUACUAAUUAAAAUAUAUUAACUGGAUAAAGCUUUCUGGCAUCAUACCUUUAAAAGGAGCAUCAUCCAGUGAGGCUUUCAGAACAAUGGAAGAUUUCCUGCAACAAAGACAUUUUAUUCCAGGUACUUUGGAAUAUAAUAAACAAGUUUCUUAUUGCAUCCCCAAAA
This is a messenger RNA of Sphaerodactylus townsendi, 1964 nucleotides long. RefSeq names its product armadillo like helical domain containing 1 (gene ARMH1). NCBI's taxonomy places the organism in Eukaryota, Metazoa, Chordata, Lepidosauria, Squamata, Sphaerodactylidae. Bases 297 to 1601 code for a protein of 434 amino acids. The record is from RefSeq and is a predicted model, not a curated record. The transcript is spliced from 12 exons.